CCGAACGCGGAUGCUGUGGAGGUCACAGUCGAAACAGGUUCUCAUCUUUUCAUGCCUUUAAGUUAUAAAAUUCCACAAUUUUCUAAUCACCGGAUUUAAAUUUAGUUUCACUGCAACAUUCUUUAAAGAUUGUUUGUUUUACAAUGCAACUAUUGCUAUUGAAUUCUUGUAGUGCAGCCCAAUGUUUAAUUAAACUGCUUUGAAAUGGAUCCUACAACUUCUAAAACAAGUGAAAGGAACGAUGAAGGUUCAACGUCAAAUUCAUCGGUAGAAACUAAUUCCCAGAAAAGUGGGAAGGUUGAAAAGCUUCCCACACCAAAACAAGUCACCAUGGAUACGACUUCAACGCUAGAAUUAGAGGAACACAAAAAUGGAGCUUUUAAAAGCUCUUCAACGCCAAAAAAAGCCUUUAAAGAGAUGACAAUGAAAGAAAGGAUGAACUACGUAAGAGAAAUAAUAACAGUUGAACCUCUUGUAGUAUGUUAUGCAAUGGCAACAGUCCUUUGUACUCCUGCCCUCCUUGUAUUAGAAUUCGAAAAAGCGUGCAGGGUAAAUGAGGGUUAUGACGACAAAAUUUGCGAUGACAUCGUUUACAAAGAGGAUACAAUUUAUAUUAACGAAUCAAUAAAAAUUCAAAUAAGAAUCGCUAACAUGCAUUCGUGGCAACAACCGUUGCAAUAUGUGAUGCCGGUUAUAUUAGUGCUCUUCUUGGGUUCCUACAGUGAUCGUCAUAAGAUAAGGAAACCAUUUUUGCUGUUACCCGUAAUUGGGGAGUUUCUUGCCGUUCUGGGAUGUAUGUUGUGCGUGAUAUUUAUGCAUACGUGGCCUCUAGAAGCUCAGGGGAUUUCCCAAACAGUUAUCCCUUCAUUUUUCGGAGGACCUUCGAUGCUUAUAAUGUCUGCUUUCGCUUAUAUAGCAGACGUGAGUACAGUGGAGAUGAGAACUUUACGUGUUGGAAUUGUUCAGUUUCUUUUAUCACUAUCUUCACCUAUUGUACAAUCUUUCAGUGGAAAACUGUUUACGGUGAUCGGUUACCUUUGGAUAUUAUUAAUCGCUGCCGUUUUGUUUGCAAUCGGAUUACUGUAUGGGAUAUUUUUUAUAAAAGAACCCAAACAACCGGUUGGUGUAGUAGAAAAGAAAGCCCUAAUUAGGGAUGUAUUUGACCCUAAGCAUGCCAUAGAAACGUUCAAUGUUUUAGUGAAGAAAAAAAAGGGUAACAAAAGACUGCUAAUAGUUUUGCUCAUGAUUAAUUUGUUCAUUUGGGCAGGCGUUAGUCAAGGUGAACUUAGUGUAUUCUACUUGUUUACGGUAACAGUUUAUAAAUGGGGCCCUGUGGAAUAUUCAUUAUUUGGUACUAUUAACACAGUAGUACAUUUAAUUGGAACUGCCAUUUCAAUUCCGUUAUUAUCCACUUAUUUGAAAUUAAGCGAUCUAUUGAUUGCUGUUAUAUCUUUCUUGGAUAAAGUCCUUUGUAAUAUUAUAUUUGCUUUAUACUUAAAACCAACAGGACUGUAUAUAGGGACCGUUGUUAGUAUUGUAACUGCAAUUUCAAGUAUAGCUAUACGAUCUCAAGCUACAAAAAUAGUGAAUGCCGACGAUUUGGGCAAAGCUCAAUCUCUUUUUGCUGUAACAGAAGCAAUUGCCCCAGCUGUAUUCACACCCAUUUACAAUACAGGAGUUUAUAACAACACAAUCGAGGUAUUUCCCAGUGCUUUCUUUUUGGUUGGAGCCGCGUUACAUUUUAUUGGGUCUGGAAUAUUAGCGUUCAUGUACAAACUAGCACAAAAGAAAAAUGAAAUGUCCCAAAAUGGAGAAACAAACUUGGGUUACAUCCAUGAAAAUAACGAUUCCAAUAUUAUAGAAACGACAUACAUUUAGCAUUUUUCAUUCAUUUAUAAUUUUAUAAUUAAUUGUUGCGUUUAAAGAGAAAAAGUGCAAACAGGUGAUUGGUUAAGAAACUAUAAACGUAUGCAGUAUCUGCAGACAUAUUAUAAUUCUUUUUAGAUGUUUUCCAAUAUUUACUACUAACGAAACAGCGUAGUUUAAUGAAAAAAAUAAUAAUUAGAAUGUUUUACGUAUUUAUAACCUACAGUUUAACGCAACGAAGUACACCCCUCAAUGCAUCGAGGGUGACUAGCUUAAGAAUGGAAGUGUAACUACUAUUACCUUACUCGAUGCAUUUCAUUGGUUGUUGCGUCGGCGGCCAUCACUUUUUCGAUUUAAAUUAGGUCAAGGUCACUGCA
Molecule: messenger RNA, 2243 nt
Organism: Agrilus planipennis (emerald ash borer)
Lineage: Eukaryota; Metazoa; Arthropoda; Insecta; Coleoptera; Buprestidae
Product: solute carrier family 46 member 3-like
Exons: 5
Coding region: 205-1878 (557 amino acids)
Biological process (GO): transmembrane transport
Cellular component (GO): membrane
Molecular function (GO): transmembrane transporter activity
Source: RefSeq, a predicted model, not a curated record